CAUCAACAACAACGUUUAAAAGAUGCAUUCAAUUUACUCAGUUUCGAUUUCUCUGAGCCAACAAAAGAUCUCGACCACAACUUUGCGGCAGCUGUACGACAGGUUAAUAAUUACGAACUAUAUCAAUGGACACAAAACCAACCUUUCCUUGAUAUUGGUUCGAACCCUUUAGACGUUAUUGCUAACAAUUGUACUAAUACCGCUUUUUCCGUAACGCCUUUGUUAGAUGAAAAGGAUCAUGUGCGUAAUGUUUUCCGAAAACGUUCUUUGCAGCAGAUCGCUAACUCAACGUCAAUUCAUCGCAACUAUGCUCAAUUUAUUCUAAAUAAUGAUACGGGACAUAUAACUCGCACACCCGUUCCU
Molecule: messenger RNA, 363 nt
Organism: Racocetra persica
Lineage: Eukaryota; Fungi; Glomeromycota; Glomeromycetes; Diversisporales; Gigasporaceae
Source: the annotation of a GenBank genome assembly